Molecule: messenger RNA, 1980 nt
Organism: Sphaerulina musiva SO2202
Lineage: Eukaryota; Fungi; Ascomycota; Dothideomycetes; Mycosphaerellales; Mycosphaerellaceae
Product: Di-copper centre-containing protein
Exons: 6
Coding region: 1-1980 (659 amino acids)
Molecular function (GO): oxidoreductase activity
Source: RefSeq, a predicted model, not a curated record
AUGCAUAUUCACUCGUUAUUACAACUGCUAUGGCUAACAUGCCUCACGAUCGCUACUUCGCGAUUCGAGCACCAGGUGGAAGGAUUACCGCAACCGAAUCAACGAUUACAUCUUCCUCUCAAGAAACGACAAACCAAUAAUGGUGGUGGUGGUGGCAGUUAUCCUGUCACGGGAGUACAGAAUGCGGGAACGCCACCGAGGCUCGAAAUCAGGGAACUGCAAAAGAAUGCUGAUAUGUUCAAUAUUUUUCUGCUGGGGCUCGCAAGGUUUCAUGCCACACCGCAGAAAGAUCCGCUCUCGUACUAUUCGACAAGCUCAAUACACGGUCGACCAUUCGGCAUCUUCGACAACGUCGGACCCUCCCCUGGUACCGAUCAAAACGGAUACUGUACACACGUCUCCAAUCUCUUCCUCCCAUGGCAUCGGCCCUACUUGGCGCUAUUCGAGCAACUCCUAUUCGAACACAUGGUCGAUUGCGCGAAUGAGUUCCCCGCAGGAGAUGAUCGUGAUCGUUAUUCUCAGGCGGCAUCGCUCGUGCGACUCCCUUACUGGGAUUGGGCAGUGAAGCCUGAAAGUGGCAGUGUGCUUCCGGAUAUUGUCCAACAGCCUCGCGUUCAAGUUUCCACGCCGAAUGGGACCCAGACGAUUGAGAAUCCGCUGUUUUCGUAUAAAUUUGAGGACGGCUCGAUGGAGGAAUUGUCGUUUGAUCCGUUCCGCUCCUGGGAUGAAACCAAACGCUACCCAACCAAUCAGGUCGCUUCUGCUACCAGUCAAAACAAUCUCAUCGGACCACUCGUCGAAAAGCAGCAAGAAAAUCUCGCGAAUCGAGUUUACAAUUUACUGACUUUUUAUUCGAAUUUUACACAAUUUUCCAACGAGGCAUGGUAUGGCGACCAAGAAAACAUUGAUUCCAUCGAGGCACUUCAUGAUCUCAUUCAUGGCAUUACGGGCAAAAGUGGGCAUAUGUCGUUUUUGGAUUUUGCUGCUUUUGAUCCCAUAUUUUGGUUGCAUCACGUUAAUUUAGAUCGAUUCUUCGCCAUGUGGAUCGUUCUGUAUCCCGAUAGUAGCUAUGUUGAGCCCAUGGCUGCAGCGUCGGCAACUUUUACCAUUCCCAAAGGCUCUAUACAAGAUGCCGAUUCUCCUUUGGAACCUUUUUCCCGCGACACCCACGGCACAAAAUGGACCUCCACCACCGUCCGAGACACCACAACCUUCGGCUACACUUACCCUGAAACUCAAACGAACAAUCGAGCAGAUACCAUUUCUCAAAUCAAUAAACUCUACGGUGCGGGAUUUCAAAAAUCCGGUGGAUUAGGCAGUACCAUUCAUCGUCGAGGAGACACCAACAACACCAACGAAGAAAAAAACGUUUAUGCCGCGAAUCCUGCUACUACAACAACAACAACUUCUGCUGAUAAUGAUGAUGCGAACGCAGAAGCUCACGGCUUCGAAAUCCAAGGUCGACAAAGACGUUAUUCCGCAGAUUUAAUUUCCAACAAACAUGCCCUCGUCGAUGGAUCUUAUGCAAUAUAUCUGUUUGUGGGAGAUUUCGACAAAGAAAAUCCUCGAGGGUGGGCUUUGGAGGGGAAUUUGGCGGGGACGCAUGUGGCUUUUAGUCGGAUGGGGAAUAAUGAGACAAAUGGGAGUGGGAGUGGGAGUGGGAGUGGGAAUGGUGAUGGGCAUUCGGCGGUGGUGACGGGAGGAAGAAUUCCUUUGACGAAUAUUUUGAGGGAAAAAGUUCGACGGGGAGAGUUGGAGUCGUUGGAGGAGGAGAGUGUGGAGAGGUAUUUGAGGGGGAAUUUACAUUGGAGGGCUGCAAAGUUCGACGAUACACCCAUCCCUCUCGAAGACAUUUCCGAUUUAUCCAUUAUUGUCAGCAUGGCUGAAGUCACGCCGACUUCUCACGAGAAUGAAUUACCCACGAGAGAGAAUUUUAAAAAAUUGGCUCGGAUUACGCAGGGGAGGAAAGGAGGUUGUUGA